This is a messenger RNA of Sorex araneus (European shrew), 1686 nucleotides long. It is a transcript of the gene DNAJC22, whose product is annotated as DnaJ heat shock protein family (Hsp40) member C22. The record is from RefSeq and is a predicted model, not a curated record. Lineage: Eukaryota; Metazoa; Chordata; Mammalia; Eulipotyphla; Soricidae. Bases 462 to 1487 code for a protein of 341 amino acids. Gene Ontology annotation, cellular component: plasma membrane; early endosome. The transcript is spliced from 3 exons. Gene Ontology annotation, biological process: endocytosis.
ACCCGCCCGACUCGCGCUUCUUCUAGCCGCAGUGCCACCUGGCGGCCGCGGGGCUCGCGUGCAGGCGCUCGGCCGGGAGUGGGCGCGCGGCUCUGGGUGCCCGGGAACCCUUGAGCCCGGGGCCCGAGGGCGGCAGGAGGAGCCCGAGCCUAGAGGUGACUGGGGGUGUGUGCGGCGGUGCCCACGGGGCUCGGGGAGGGGCCUGAGUCGCAGCCCGAGCCGACUUCCUGACACGGCAAAUACUGGGAGCCAAAGUCCGCCCGGCUGAAGUGGGAGCUGCGAGAGGCCCUUUUUGGCUGUGCGGUCGGCGGAGAAGCCUGGUGUGACCGCAGGGAGCCAGGGACGCAGGGUCUGAGGAUAACUCUGGCCAUGGCAGUCCUAAAUCUUACAGAGGAUCCCAAUCUUCACUAGUAGUGGUGCCUGGGUUCCUUGGACCUGUGCUGACACCCUUUCUGCAAAGAAUGGCCAAGGGUCUCCUGGUGACCUAUGCGCUCUGGGCUGUGGGGGGCCCUGCCGGACUCCAUCACCUGUACUUGGGGCGGGACAGCCACGCACUGCUCUGGAUGCUUACUUUGGGGGGUGGCGGGCUGGGCUGGCUGUGGGAGUUCUGGAAGCUCCCAAGCUUUGUAGCCCAGGCCAACAGAGCCCAAGGGCACAGGCAGAGCACAGGUCGGGGGAGGCCCCCACUGAGUAUCAUCCGCUUUGCGGCGCAGACGAUAGUGGGCAUCUAUUUUGGCCUUGUGGCUCUCAUUAGUCUUUCUUUCAUGGCCAACUUCUAUAUUGUGGGCCUCCCCCUGGCAGUUGGCUUAGGGGUCUUGCUGGUGGCUGCCGUUGGCAACCAGACUUCAGAUGUCAAGAACACGCUCGGGGCAGCCUUUCUUACUUCCCCCAUCUUCUAUGGACGCCCAGUUGCCAUCCUGCCCAUCAGCUUAGCAGCCAGCAUCGCAGCUCAGAAGCAUCGCCGCUACAAAGCCUCUGUGAGGUCAGAGACACUUGGCGUGCGACUCUACCGUCUGAGCUUGGCUUACCUUGCUUUCACUGGCCCCUUGGCAUACAGUGCCCUGUGUCACACCACUGCCACCCUCAGCUAUGUGGCAGAGACCCUUGGCUCUUUCUUGAGUUGGUUCAGCUUCUUCCCCCUCCUUGGUCACUUCUUGGAGUCUGCCUGCCUCCUGCCUUACCGGGUUUGGAGGCUCUUGGUGGGGGAUCCCGGCUUUAGCAGCAGCUCCUUUCAGGAGUGGGACAAGCUCUAUGAAUUUGUUCAAAGUUUUCAAGAUGAGAAACGUCAGCUGGCUUACCAGGUCUUGGGAAUCUCAGAGGGGGCCACAGAUAAAGAAAUAGACCAAAGAUUCCACGAGCUGGUGAAACUCUGGCACCCUGACCACAACCGCCACCAACCAGAGGAGGCUCAGCGGCACUUCCUGGAGAUCCAGGAGGCAUAUGAAGUCCUGAGUCAACCCAGGAAACCCAGGAGAGCCUGGAGCUGAGAAAAAAAGUCUUUCCCUAGAGGAUGGACUCUUCCUAGCGAACCAAAACAGCUUGCCCCAGCCCAGCUCUGCCCACACUGGGCCUCCCAACAGCAUUAAGUAGUCUGCUUGCAGUGAAGAGAAAAACUUAAAGGGCUGAGAAAGCAGUGACAGAAAAGGUGGACUGAUCCUGCAGGUCUCCUGAGCACUGCUAAGUGUG